Vespa crabro (European hornet) is the source of this 1357-nucleotide messenger RNA. RefSeq names its product mitochondrial 2-oxodicarboxylate carrier. Lineage: Eukaryota; Metazoa; Arthropoda; Insecta; Hymenoptera; Vespidae. Bases 385 to 1293 code for a protein of 302 amino acids. The transcript is spliced from 7 exons. The record is from RefSeq and is a predicted model, not a curated record. Gene Ontology annotation, biological process: transmembrane transport.
AGAGUACAAUUGCAUAAUAUUAAAGAUAAAGGAAUUUCUCAUUGACAUGAGAAAGAAAUGUAUCUGUGAUAAAGAAAUGCUUUAUAUUAAAUAUCUUUUGCUACAUUUAAUAAGAAAAUUGUUUAAUAUAAAUUUUAUAGUCAUUGAUUAAAGUAGUUGAAUGAUUGAGCUGUGUGUUUGGUGUAAUGAAAUUUGAUAUAAAUUGUUGUGAAAAUAUAGCCACAAAAGUCAGGCAGUCUUAGUUUAAUGCAAUAAAUAUAUAUAUAUAUGGAAUUAUUUAUAUUAUUUUAUUCAGGGUGAAUUGUUAUUCAGAAUAGAAAAUAUUGAUUGUUGUGAUAUUAAGAAGUGAUUACAAAAGAUGUUAAGAACAAGAAGCUGAAAACAAUGUAUCAACAAAAAGUACAUCCUACCAAAAGAAAUCUUAUAAAUGAAGGCAUCAUACAAAUUGGUGCUGGUGGUUCUGCAGGCUUUGUUGAAGUUUGUAUAAUGCAUCCAAUGGAUCUUAUCAAAACACGAUUUCAACUUCAAGUUAGAAUGCAAGCAGCAGAUGCCACUUAUUACACAGGCAUUAUAGAUUGUAUGCAUAAGAUGUGUAAAACUGAAGGUAUUACUGCAUUGUGGAAAGGAUUGCUUCCACCAAUCAUUGUAGAAACACCUAAAAGAGCAGUGAAAUUUUUUACAUUCGAACAAUACAAACAAUUCUUUUUAUUUGGUGCUGCGUCGCCUACUCCUUUGACAUUCUCAUGCGCUGGCUUCUUUGCUGGAAUUACCGAAGGAAUUUUGGUGAAUCCUUUUGAAGUUAUCAAAAUAAAGCAACAAUCAAAUCGUGUAGGAAGACCAUCAACUGCUAUUGUAACAAGAGAAAUUAUAUCAAAAUAUGGAUUUGGAUUAAAUGGGCUUUAUAAAGGAUUAACUGCCACUAUGAUGAGAAAUGCCGUAUUUAAUUCUUUUUAUUUUGGAUUUUAUCAUUCUGUAAAAAGUUACAUACCAGUAAAUAAAGAACCCUUACUUGAAUUCGUAACUAAGGUCGGUCUAGGUUUUGUGUCAGGUACAGUAGCUUCUUGUUUGAAUAUACCUUUUGAUGUCGCUAAAAGUCGUAUACAAGGACCACAAGGAAAUAUACAAUACAAGGGAACACUAAAUACUAUAUGUAUUAUUUAUAAAAACGAAGGUUUCAAAGCUUUAUACAAAGGUUUAUUGCCAAAAGUAUUGAGAUUGGGUCCAGGUGGAGCUAUUAUGCUUGUAGUUUAUGAUUAUAUGCAUGAAUAUCUUACUAACAAAUUUUCAUAUUGAUUUUUAUGCUACAUAAUGUACACAAUAAGUCUAUAACAUUAAAUAUAUUAAUAAGUAAUUCAUA